AAAGAGCAUCCUUUCUUUAACACAGUGCAUGCAUAUGCAGGCUCACGGAUGCAUGCAAAUAAUGUGGGCACAGAGACGUGGCCAUCAGAAGCCACAAAUAAAGCGCCACCCACCUAGCUAUCUACGUCCUCCACGCACCUCACGCCUUGUGAAUAUUCAUUGGAGACCAAAGGAAGUUUUGUUGCUCAAACGUCGGCGGCGUGCGAGGCUAGUGGUGGUGGUGGUGGAAAUGGUAGCAAGAUGGCGGCACUGAAGGAGGACCAGUGUUAUGGACUGUCCUGUGGAAGACUGAGCAAUGGCAGCAAUGUCUCUGUCUUUCACGUUAAGCUCACUGACAGCGCGCUGCGAGCCAUCGAGGGCUAUCAGAGCAACAAGGGACUGUCUGCACGACCCACUAUCCGUUUCUGUGGAAACCAAGGGAAAAUCACCAUACCACGGUCGGAAAGCCCCAACGAGGUGCAGACGUUCGCCUUUGACCUGUCCAAUGUGGGGAGGGACAACCCACAGGGCAGCUUCGACUGCAUCCAGCAGUACACGGCCAGUGACGGCAGCGCUCGGCUGGACUGCCUGGCCGGGAUCCAAGACAAGAUCACGGUGUGCGCCACGGACGACUCGUACCAGAAGGCCCGGCAGAGCAUGGCCCAGGCGGAGGAGGAGAACCGCGGCCGCGGCGCCAUCGUCAUCAAGCCCAGCGGGAGGUUUGUGGGCAAGCGGGUGCAGAUCCGGAAGCCGGCGCCGGGCCUGUCGGACGUGGCCCCCUCGCGGCGGACGCCCCGGCCCGUGCUCAUCGGCCGCGCGGUGAAGAAGAGCGGGGGCGGGGCCCAGCAGCGGCCGCUGCGCGAGCGCCUGGCCCACCUGCUGGCGCUGAAGCCCUACAGCAAACCCGAGCUCAUCCUGCGGCUGCAGAAGGACGGCCUCUCCGCCCAGGACAAGGACACGCUGGACGGCCUGCUGCAGGAGGUAGCAAACCUGAACGCGAGAGACAACACAUUCACCCUGAAGGACUGCCUGUUCAAGGAGAUACAGAAGGACUGGCCAGGGUACACCGAGGGCGACCAGCAGCUGCUCAAGCGCAUCCUUGUUCGGAAACUGUGUCAGUCCCAGAACAGCACCUCUGUCCCCGGAGAGAAUCCGGUCAGCCCCCCAAAAGAGCCAGCGAACUCCUCCCCAUCCCAGAAACGGCCUGCUGCGGAGUUCAUCGACCCCCUGGCCAACAAGAAGCAGAGGAUUUCGCACCUGGCCAGCAAAGCGUCCGGGCCCGUUAACGGGAAGCUGAGCUCGUCCAAUGGGAAGGAGGUGGGCGGGGCACAGGCGGUGGCGGCGGCGCAGAGCGCGGACGGCGUGAGCAGCUCCCAGCUCCCCCUGCUGGAUAUCCCGCGCCCCUGCGACCCGCUGUCGGACGUCAGCAACGACUCCAGCCACAACGGCCGGGACGGCGAUGGCCAGGAGGGGGCGCUGGCGGAGAGGCUGAGCCAGCCACCCUCGCUCCCUGGGUCAGCGGCCCAGCCCCUGCCCGGCCCCGCCCCUCCCCCGCCCGUCCCCAGCCAGGCAGGGGAGACCGCCUCCGUCUCGCUGCACGGCAAGUCCAAAAAGAAGUCAAAGAAGCACAAAGACAAGGAGAAGUCCAAGGAGAGGGAGAGGAGGGCAGGGGAGGAGAGCAAAGCCAAGCUGUCGACCAGCACUGACAGCCUGAACAACACUGUUCCAUGCACCAGCACAGACCUGAAUGGCACCUGCAGUGUUCCCACGUCAACAGACACGGCAGACUAUUUAUUGAAGUACACGGUGAUCGACUCCCAGGAGCAGCGGCAGAGCUACAAGAACGACUUUAACGUGGAGUACAGCGAGUACCGAGACCUGCACGCCCGCAUCGAGAGCAUCACGCGCCACUUCACCCUGCUGGACUCUGAGCUCAAACAGCUCCAGCAUGGAACGGACAGCUACAAAACAAUCCAUAAUCAGAUUCUACAGGAGUAUCGUAAAAUUAAAAAGACAAAUCCCAACUAUAGCCAAGAGCGGAACCGCUGUGAAUACCUACACAACAAACUGGCACACAUAAAGAAACUCAUAUCAGAAUACGAUCAGCAGCAACUUCAGAACUGGCACUAGGAGUGUGGAGAGGGGGGUGAUUUUUUUUUUGUUUCCUUUUUUCGUCCUCUCUGGAAACCAGCUGGGGAGGGGGGAGUGUCUGAACUGUGUGCUCCAAAAUACUCGUAUCAAAGGUGCCAUGAAGGUGGACACUUGUGUUUCCCCCUCGUAAAGCCCAGAAGCACUAACGAGGACAGCCAGACCUUACUCUCAGCAGCAUCAUCGUUUUUUUUUUUUUAAUUUUGUUGGAAGAUGUGACUGUACUUUUGUCCAGUCCUCUUUGGUUUAUCUGCGGUGCACCAGGAGGAAACUCCGCUGGUGCUCCUGUUUGGCUCCUGCCCUUGUUACCAUGGAGAGGCUGUUCAGGAAACUCGGUGUUCUCUGAGGGUCUCUGGUUUUCAGAAAGGGAGAGGUGACUGCACCAGUGAGGAUUCUGCAGAGUCUGUGCCAGAGGCUAGUGCUGUUCUUCAGCUGAAUACAGGAUCGUGGCUCAAUGGAUGAAAUGAGAAAUGAUCAAAUAUCUCCCCUCCAUUUAUUGAAAUGGAGGCUUCUCAUGUGAACGAUUGUAUUAUAUUGUAAUGUAUUACAUUUUAUUAUUUUUUUUUUAAUUUAUUCCUUUAUUUUCGGACUGCCAUAGGGAUAAUAUGUUCUGUUCUAAUUCUACACUCCUCGGUAUGGGUACAGACAGUCUCUUGUAUUUUGUCUUCUCGCCCGCAACAUCAGCCAGUAUUAUAUACAGCCUGCCUUGGCAGGCAAUUAAUUGCUUAUGUUAUAAUUUGUCAUACUUUUUUUAAAAGAGAUCUGAUUAUUUUCUCCUGUUCUCCUUUCAUUAAAACA
Molecule: messenger RNA, 2925 nt
Organism: Megalops cyprinoides (Indo-Pacific tarpon)
Lineage: Eukaryota; Metazoa; Chordata; Actinopteri; Elopiformes; Megalopidae
Product: RNA polymerase II elongation factor ELL-like
Exons: 12
Coding region: 241-2109 (622 amino acids)
Biological process (GO): snRNA transcription by RNA polymerase II; transcription elongation by RNA polymerase II; positive regulation of transcription elongation by RNA polymerase II
Cellular component (GO): transcription elongation factor complex
Molecular function (GO): cis-regulatory region sequence-specific DNA binding
Source: RefSeq, a predicted model, not a curated record